AUGCAACACGCUCCACCAGGUUGGCCAACUGGACAAUAUCCACCGAAUGCGAUGAUGCCACCAUCAAUGAUGAUGAUACCACCAUUGAUACCACCUUCAGCACAAAUGGGAAUGAACGGCGGCAUGAAGAACGAUGACGGUUAUGGAAGUCCAGCCUCGCACGAAAAGAAAACAUUAUGGACAGAACAUAAAGCACCAGAUGGUCGCACUUAUUUCUAUAAUUCAAUAUCAAAAGAAUCUCGUUGGGAAAAACCUGAUGAAUUGAAAUCGUCCACCGAACUUAUGUUAUCACAAUGUCAAUGGCGUGAAUACAAAUCCGAAAAUGGACGUGUUUACUAUCAUAAUGUUGAUACAAAAGAAUCUCGAUGGACAAAACCAAAAGAAUUAGAAGAUAUCGAAAAAAUGAUUACGCCACAACAAUCUUCAACUGACUCACCAAAUAAUACGGGAUCGCCUGCAACACCUAUUACACCAAAUAUUCCACCACCAAUGAUUCCACCAUUUGGUAUGAUGCCACCAAUGAUGCCUCCCUUUGGUGCCUUUCCUCCAGCAUCCAUGAUGGCUGCAAUGCAACCAAUGACAGCAUCACCAAUGGCCAAUGACGCAGAUUUACCAUCAAAUGAAAAUAGUCGUGAUAGUAGUGAUGAUACAAGUAGCGAUAAAGUCGGCAAUAAUAGUCCAGCGACAAGUAAUGAACCACAAGUUAAAAUCGAAUAUGCCUCGAAGAAAGAGGCCAUGGAUGCAUUUAAAGAGUUGCUCCGUGAAAAAAAUGUACCAUCCAAUGCUACAUGGGAACAAGCACUUAAACUAAUUGGUAAUGAUGCACGAUAUGCGGCAAUAAAACAUAUCAAUGAAAAAAAGCAAACAUUCAAUGCGUUUAAAGUUGCUCGUGCUAAAGAAGAAAAAGAAGCUGAACGUCUAAAAUUAAAACGAAUCAAAGAUGAUUUCGAAGCAUAUCUACAAAAUUGUGAACAUAUGAAUUCAACAAUUAAAUAUAAAAAAGCUGAACAAUUAUUUUCGCAUUUACAAGUUUGGUCAGCUGUGCCAGAACGUGAACGGCGUGAAUUAUAUGAAGAUGUUGUCAGUUAUUUAGAAAAAAAAGAAAAGGAAGAAGCUAAGGCGUUGAAAAAACGAAAUGAAAAAGCAUUGAAAGAAAUUUUAUUCAAUAUGUCAAAAGUAACCUAUCGAACAACUUGGCAAGAAGCUCAACGACUUUUACUUGAUAAUGUUGAUUUUGUUAAUGAUACUGAAUUACAAAAUAUGGACAAAGAAGAUGCAUUGAUUGUCUUCGAAAAUCAUAUUCGAGAAUUAGAAAAAGUUCAUGACGAUGAAUCUGAAGCACAGCGAAAAUAUAUUCGACGAACAAAUCGUAAAAAUCGAGAAGCAUUUUUAUAUUUUCUCGAUGAAUUGCACGAACAAGGUAAACUUCAUUCAAUGUCACUAUGGGUCGAAUUAUUUGGUACUGUUUCGAAUGAUGAACGAUUUAGUAAAAUGUUGGGUCAACCCGGUUCAACGCCAUUAGAUUUAUUCAAGUUUUAUGUUGAAGAUUUAAAAGCUCGUUUUCAUGACGAGAAAAAAGUCGUGAAAGAAAUAUUAAAAGAUAAAGGUUAUACCAUUGAUAUUGAUUCAACAUUUGAAAAGUUUGCUGAAAUUAUUUCAACUGAUAAACGUGCUGCAACUUUAGAUGCUGGAAAUAUUAAAUUAGCAUUUAAUAGUUUAAUGGAAAAAGCCGAACUUCGAGAAAAAGACCGUUUAAAAGAAGAAGCACGAAAACAAAAACGACUUGAAUCAAACUUCAAACAAUUAUUAAAAGCGAAAUUAAAUUCGUUAAAUGAACAAUCGAAAUGGGACGAUGUUAAAGGACAAAUAGAAAAUGAUAAUGAUUUUACUGCGCUUUCGUCGGAAUCAGAUCGUGUUCGUCUUUUCGAAGAAUUUCAUCGACAAAUUGUUGCUGAUGCACAAGCAGCGGCGGCGGCGGCGGCGGCAGCAGCUGCAUCUCAUCAUUAUCACCAUCAUCAUAAAAAAGCACGAAAAGAAAAGAAAAAACGAAAACAUGAAAAAUCCAGUAGUAAUACAGCAGCAGUUAGCGAUUCCGAUGGUGAAGAGAAAAAGAAAUCUUCAACAGCUCCAGCAGCUCCAACAACAACCACAACUACAGCUUCUACACCACAACCAGUCGCAACAGAAGCUCCCGAAAGUGAUGAAGGUGAAACAAAAGAUAGUGAUGGUGGUGCACCAUCAACGACUGUACCGACAGCUCCAACGUCCGAACCAUCAACAGGAACCAAAGCUAAGAAAAGUAAAAAAUCAAAGAAGAAACGCAAGAAGAAAGCAACAUCUGGGCAUUCUUCGAGUGAUAGCGAAUCCGAUGAUGAAACUGCAAGUGCAUCAUCUAAGAAGAAAAAGAAAAAAGACAAAUGA
This is a messenger RNA of Rotaria socialis, 2421 nucleotides long. The record is from the annotation of a GenBank genome assembly. Lineage: Eukaryota; Metazoa; Rotifera; Eurotatoria; Philodinida; Philodinidae.